This is a messenger RNA of Zootermopsis nevadensis, 1740 nucleotides long. RefSeq names its product CDGSH iron-sulfur domain-containing protein 3, mitochondrial. Gene Ontology annotation, cellular component: mitochondrion. Gene Ontology annotation, molecular function: 2 iron, 2 sulfur cluster binding. The record is from RefSeq and is a predicted model, not a curated record. NCBI's taxonomy places the organism in Eukaryota, Metazoa, Arthropoda, Insecta, Blattodea, Termopsidae.
UGCAUGACCACUAUUGCUUACACGUAUUUAUAAUAGCUGAUAAUUUUUGGUUGAGGUAAAUUCUACUAUCGAGUAGGAGUGAAACAGGAGAUACUAUUAUAAUGCUGGUUUAAACUUCUUUAUAUCGUGAUUCAGACAUUUUAUAGUGAGGCGAAUAUAAUUGAAUACCCUAAUUCCAGCAUAGUAAACGCCGUUUUGAUAUUUAAUUUAAUUUUAAGCGUUUGAUUGAUUAAAUGCACUAUCUGUGAUAUAGGCUGAAACUGCUUUUCGUGUAAUCCAUGCCUUUGGUUGUGUUUUGUUAAUUGUGGUUGGAUAAGUGACCGGAAUGGUGUCGUAGUACAGUUUUCGUGUGUAUAUAUAGCAAAAUGAUCUUUACCAGAGUGUUUGUAGGAAAUAUGUUGAGUAGAGGAAACAGAUUAUAUUGUAGCCAGCGUUCUAGUGGUAUUCUUGUCAAAAAGAAAGAGGUAUGAGUAUUGAACUCGUUGUUUGAUGUUAUGAUUCGACCAAGUCUUGAGUAGGAGGGCCUGUAUUUAUUUACAUUGAAGAUAUUAAUUGGGUAUCUUGUCACCACAUAUACUUUGGUUGCGGAUGGUGGAGACGGUCACACUGAUGGUGGCAGGACACAUAAAGCAGAUAUCUGAAGAUGAACCUCAGAUUCCUCAGAAUCCAUUGAAAGCUGUUCAUACAGCAUCUGCUCAGCCAGAAAAUGGCAAAAUUUAUGACAAGAAGCCUUUCAGAAUGAAAUUUCAGAAAGGAAAGGCAUAUUUUUGGUGUCUCUGUGGACAGAGCAAAAGCCAGCCAUUGUGUGAUGGGACUCACAGAAAUCCAUAUUUGAACAUAAAGUUUCGGCCAAUAAAAUUUAUGGUGACAGAGGACAAAGAAUAUUGGUUAUGUAAUUGCAAGCAGACUUCUAACCGGCCGUUCUGUGAUGGAACACAUAAACGGGAAGAUAUUCAGGCAGCUAUUAAAUAACAAAUUUUGUGAAGACAUUAGACAUAUAUUUAAAAUACAAACAUAUUAAUUUGAUGUACCUAGAAUCUUUGGUAAAUAUGUAUAAAAGUGAGAAUCGCUACACAAAUGUUUUGUGGACAUUUAUCCUAUAAAAUAACUUUCAAGCUAUAGGAACCAGAGUUACUUUAGUGGUACAGGUUAAAAUAUAUUUCACUAAUGAUGUGAAAUAGAAAUAAUACAUUCAAUAAAGAUUGCAUGCAGUAACAUGAAAUAUUACAGUAUAAUGAUUACCACUGCUGCUUCAUAUUCAGAAUUACAUUUCUUCCACAUCAGUUUUCAUAGCUGUGACACUGUAAUUUGGUUCUCCUGUAAUUCUACAUGGCAUUUCCUUUAGUACAGAUACAGCAAAUAUCAUUCAUAGUUUGGCUUCCAGAACAUUGUUCACAAGAAAAGGGUGUGCUGCAGAAAGAUCUGAUUGGAUUUAAGACUGGAAAGCAUUUUGAGAGGAGGGAGAAAAUAAUUUAACAUGCAAUGAGAAUGGAUUAUUUUAAAAGAGGUAUAAAAUUUCCUAAAAUUGGCAGAUUCCAAAAUGAUUAAAUGAGGGAAAGAAUAGAAUGAAGAAACCAUAAUAAAGACAGUUGAAAGGAAAGAUUGAACUAAUAUGGACAUGUAAUGAGAGUGGAAGAAGACAUUGCCAAAAAGAAUAAACAGUGUGUCCCAAACAUCAUGCAACCCAAAGUUGAAUAUCAUGUUUAAUAUACAUAUUAAAUUAUAAUUACAUUAAUUACA